AUGGUGGAAGCGGCGGGGCCUCUCCGGAGAAGAGGCGGCACCAUGGAGGAGGUGCAGAUGGAGGAGGCAUUCAUCUUCUCUGAAACCAUCAAGGUCGGUUCAUCCUUCAAAUUAUGCCCGUGCUUAUCGAUCUUCCCCUGCAAUCUCAAGACUCUGCUUGGGCAUUUUCACAUCAGCAACAAUCUCACUCUCUCUAUGCAGGAUCUCAAGGCUCUGCGGCCGCAGCUGUAUUCCGCAGCAGAGUAUUUCGAGCUGGCCUACACACAGGAAGGCCGAAAGCAGGCGGUGAUGAGUAACCUCAAGGAAUACGCUGUGAAGGCCCUGGUCAACACUGUAGAUCACCUAGGGUCCGUAUCCUUCAAAGUCUCCAGCCUUGUCGAUCAAAGGUUCGACGAGGUGGCCGAAGCCAACCUGCGGGUCUCCUGCAUCCAGCAGAGAGCUCAGGCGAUCCACGCAUGCGUGAACAGAGAAGGCCUGACGCAGCAAUCCUUGUCGAUCGCCGCUCCAAAGUAUCACAAGAGGUACAUCUUACCAGGAGAUGGUUCAGUUCCCAAUGCCGUGCCGAACUUCAGCGAGAUGAAUAAGGUCAAGAGCAGGACUGCGCAGAUGCAUCAGGCCUUCCGUGGUAAGGAUCUGCAAUCCAUGAAAAAUGGCGGACGUGUGUUGGAUAUCUUGAACUUGAUUUUGACCUGGAAUGCCUACGUGUUGGCAGCAGCAGCAUCUGCAGCUCAAACAAAAAACAAAUACAAGCAAGCUUCAUUCCGCAAGCUCCGGUCGAUUGCCCGUGCACCUUCUCAGAGCGCACGUUCAUCCUCUCCAGCACAGCAUCCGCGCUUCGUGCCGCCUUCUGAUACUGCAAUACCCACCAAAAGAGAUAAAAGAUCGGAUUCACCAAUUUAUUUGACAACUCCACUCACAAGGUCUGGGUCACUCUCAAAGAAGUCAUCCUUGCUCAAGACAUCAAGUGUCAGGGUCCAGAUGCAGACAACUUCAGAUCCCAAGAGAUUGGCACCGCUGCGGUCAUACACUGACAGGUACAAUGAUGAUUCCAUGGAAAGCGAGCAGACUCUGAAGAAGGGCAAGAAGUUCCUCAAGUCUCUGCUCAGUAGGCGCAAGUCUGGAAAAGAAGAACCACUGCAGGAUAGUGUUCCUUAGGCUGUAAAGGAUGAAAUUUUUCAUAGGAGUGUCCAUUACUAUCCUCAGUACUCUGUACUCAGUUAACUUUGUCCGAUUCCUCUUAAUAGUAAUUAUUCUUUAUGUUUUUUCACCAUUUGAAAGACGGUGCUUAAGGUGAGCCCUGGCACUGGAAAUGACUUGAAUUAUUAUUAUUUUGCUCGAGAGAUAGGUGUGCUGGAUGACGUUGUUGGAUACAUGUAUCGAGUAAGGCAUUAACCUUUUUCUGUCUCUUUAACAGAACUCACGUUUUCAUGUUACAUCAGCAGUACAUUAGUUAGGCAAUGUACAUUCAUCAAGUCAGGCAAACUGUGGCUUGUU
Molecule: messenger RNA, 1494 nt
Organism: Triticum urartu
Lineage: Eukaryota; Viridiplantae; Streptophyta; Magnoliopsida; Poales; Poaceae
Source: RefSeq, a predicted model, not a curated record